UGUUUGGCAUUUCGUUUUUUCUUGUUAUUGUGAAGAGAAAAAAAUCUCAUCAACCCAACGAUAAUUGCCGUUGGUUUUUUAUUUAACGUCAAAGGUGAUGGCAAUUUGCAGGGAAGUUUGUUAUGGAUUUUUCUAAAUCUGAUGAUUGUUGAAACUCUUAUCAACGGCUUUCUGCUCCUUCCAUAUUUGCCUUUGCUUCCAUAGCGUGCUUAGUUCAGUGUCGAAAUUUUCGUUUUCCUGCGAAAAUGAAUGCAGCCGUGCUUAUAGCCCUUGCAGCAACCAUUGGUAACAUGUUGCAAGGAUGGGAUAAUGCCACCAUUGCAGGUGCUGUUUUGUACAUAAAGAAAGAGUUUAAAUUGGAAACGGAACCGACUAUUGAAGGCCUGAUUGUAGCCAUGUCUCUCAUUGGAGCCACCUGCAUUACUACAUGCUCGGGAGGAAUAUCGGACUGGCUAGGCCGCCGCCCCAUGCUGAUAAUCUCAUCAGUCCUUUAUUUUCUUAGCGGUCUUGUAAUGGUGUGGUCUCCUAAUGUCUACAUCUUACUUUUGGCGAGACUUUUGGCUGGAUUCGGAAUCGGUUUGGCUGUAACUUUGGUCCCAGUUUAUAUAUCCGAGACUGCACCACCUGAAAUAAGGGGGUUGCUGAAUACCUUUCCACAGUUUACUGGUUCCAUGGGAAUGUUUUUUUCGUAUUGCAUGGUUUUUGGAAUGUCGUUAUCACCAUCACCGAAUUGGAGAUUGAUGCUUGGUGUUCUUUCUAUUCCUUCGCUCGUAUAUUUUGUAUUAGCUAUAUUCUUCUUGCCUGAAUCACCGAGAUGGCUUGUAAGUAAAGGGCGAAUGGAUGAGGCAAAAAAAGUUUUGCAGAGGCUGCGUGGCAGGGAGGAUGUUGCCGGUGAGAUGGCUUUGUUAGUUGAGGGGCUUGGUGUUGGAGGUGAAACAUCGAUAGAAGAGUACGUAAUUGGCCCGACAACUGAUGAUGUUGAAGACGAUGAUAUAUCUGCUGAGAAAGAUCAAAUCAAGUUGUAUGGACCUGAAGCAGGCCAGUCUUGGGUGGCCAGACCAGUCACUGGACAACAUGGUAGUACUAUUGGUCUUGCGUCUCGGCAUGGAAGCAUGCUUAGCCAGACUGGUCAGGUCCUUGUGGAUCCUCUUGUCACUCUCUUUGGAAGUGUCCAUGAGAAGCUCCCUGAACAAGGAAGUAUGCGUGGCACACUUUUUCCGAACUUUGGCAGCAUGUUCAGCGUGGGAGGUAAUCAAGCUAGACAUGAAGAGUGGGAUGAAGAGAAUGCUUCCAUGGAGGGAGAAGAUUAUGCACAUGAUGGUGCCGCUAAUGAUUCCGAUGACAAUUUGCAUAGUCCUUUGAUCUCAAGGCAAGCAACCAGCAUGGAUAAGGACAUUCUUCCAACUGUCCAUGGAAGCCUUACUAACCUGAGACAAGGUAGUCUAUUGCAAUCAACUACUGGAGAACCGAUUGGUAGCACGGGGAUUGGCGGCGGUUGGCAGCUGGCCUAUAAAUGGUCUGAAAAGGAAACCUCGGAUGGGAAAAAGGAAGGGGGAUUUAAAAGAAUUUAUUUGCAUCAAGAGAAUGUACCCGCAUCUAGGCGUGGCUCAAUAAUUUUUCUGCCUGGUGUUGAUGUCCCUGCUGAAAGUGAGUAUGUCCAAGCUUCUGCUUUGGUGAGUCAGGCAGCUCUUUAUUCCUCGGAGCUUGAGAAGCGGCAUCCGGUUGGACCAGCUAUGGUUCAUCCGGCCGAAACUACAAAAGGACCAAGUUGGCAUGAUCUAUUCGAACCAGGAGUAAAGCAUGCUUUAUUGGUAGGGGUGGGAAUUCAAAUACUUCAGCAGUUCUCUGGUAUAAACGGGGUUCUAUACUACACUCCCCAGAUUCUCGAACAGGCAGGAGUCGGCGUUCUUCUUUCUAACUUAGGCCUCACUUCAACUUCUGCUUCAUUGCUUAUCAGCGGCCUUACAACCUUGUUGAUGCUUCCAAGUAUAGUUAUCGCCAUGCGGCUUGUGGAUUUAGCUGGUAGAAGGAGUCUGCUACUCAACACACUUCCUGUCCUGAUAAUAUCUCUCAUAGUCUUAGUCAUCGGAAGUGCCGUGAAAAUGAGUAGCAUUGUGCACGCCUCGAUCUCAACUGUCAGUGUCGUGCUCUACUUUUGUUUCUUCGUCAUGGGAUUCGGGCCAAUUCCCAACAUUCUGUGUUCCGAGAUUUUCCCAACACGGGUUCGUGGCAUCUGCAUUGCUAUAUGCGCACUUACCUUUUGGAUCGGUGAUAUCAUCGUCACUUAUUCACUCCCAGUGCUGCUGAAAUCAGUUGGUCUCGCGGGUGUCUUCGGCAUGUAUGCGAUUGUAUGUGUUAUAGCAUGGGUGUUUGUCUUCUUAAAAGUUCCGGAAACCAAAGGCAUGCCACUUGAAGUCAUUACAGAAUUCUUUGCACUUGGUGCAAAGCAGGUUGAAGCUACCAAGGAGAACUGAGUUUUGGGUUAUUUCUUCAAGUUUCAUGGAUAUUGAAAGUUUUGGUUUUUGUUCAAAUUUUCUUCUUUUCA
This is a messenger RNA of Hibiscus syriacus, 2545 nucleotides long. RefSeq names its product monosaccharide-sensing protein 2-like. Gene Ontology annotation, molecular function: myo-inositol:proton symporter activity. Bases 246 to 2474 code for a protein of 742 amino acids. Gene Ontology annotation, biological process: transmembrane transport. The record is from RefSeq and is a predicted model, not a curated record. The transcript is spliced from 6 exons. NCBI's taxonomy places the organism in Eukaryota, Viridiplantae, Streptophyta, Magnoliopsida, Malvales, Malvaceae. Gene Ontology annotation, cellular component: membrane.